AUGAAUUUAUUUAAAAUUUUUCACACUCGAAAUCUUACAACUGGCCGCACGCUCGAUCGGCUGGCGGGCGUGCCGGAAGACAAGCUGGUCGAGGCCCAUGGCAGCUUCCACACCAACCACUGCAUUAAGUGCCAAAAGGAAUACGGCAUUGCCUGGAUGAAGAAGGAGAUAUUCGCUGAUCGGCUGCCCAAAUGCACGGCAUGCAAGAAAAUUGUGAAGCCCGAUAUUGUUUUCUUUGGGGAAGACUUGCCCGAAAAGUUCCACAAAAGUUUGGAUGGAGACUUCAAGGAGUGCGAUCUGCUGAUCAUCAUGGGCACCUCGCCGGAAGUGCAUCCGUUUGCAGCUUUGGUGCAGUACCCUGGACCGCGCUGUGUGCGUCUCUUGAUCAAUCGCGGUGAUGUGGGUCGUCCCAAGUUUACCACCUGGAUGGAUGACCAAAAUGACGAUUGUCUGCGGCAGCAUCCGCUUGGCACUGGGCUCGACGAGAACAGCGAGUCAUGUAUUGACUUGGCGGAGCAGUAUUCAAAGGCGACUUUCACCCACCUACGUCGAGGCUCUUCAGUGUGACCGAUGAAAACAGUGCUGGCGCAGCACAGCUCAUUGAUCAGACGAUGAACAGCAGACAGCAGACUGCAGCUCCAGCUCCAGCUCGAAAACAUCAUCACAUCCGUUCUUGUGA
Messenger RNA from Drosophila subobscura, 679 nucleotides. Its product is annotated as NAD-dependent protein deacetylase Sirt2-like. Lineage: Eukaryota; Metazoa; Arthropoda; Insecta; Diptera; Drosophilidae. The record is from RefSeq and is a predicted model, not a curated record. The coding region runs from base 1 to 567 and encodes 188 amino acids. The transcript is spliced from 2 exons. Gene Ontology annotation, molecular function: NAD+ binding.